This is a messenger RNA of Erinaceus europaeus (western European hedgehog), 1851 nucleotides long. Its product is annotated as zinc finger protein 764. Gene Ontology annotation, molecular function: RNA polymerase II cis-regulatory region sequence-specific DNA binding; DNA-binding transcription factor activity, RNA polymerase II-specific. The transcript is spliced from 3 exons. Gene Ontology annotation, biological process: regulation of transcription by RNA polymerase II. NCBI's taxonomy places the organism in Eukaryota, Metazoa, Chordata, Mammalia, Eulipotyphla, Erinaceidae. The record is from RefSeq and is a predicted model, not a curated record. The coding region runs from base 250 to 1461 and encodes 403 amino acids.
AUAUUGACGCGACGGCGGAGGGGCAAAGUUCAAGUGUCGUUGCCGCCAUUUCUAAGGAAGGCGUUUCCCGGCUCAAACAGUACCUUACGCCAACAAUUCGUGUUUUAACUCCACUAGUGGCCCCUUGAGAGGUCGACCGUGCUCUUUCGAUCGUUCCUCAACCCUGGAACCUGCCCCACGGAGUCGUUCUUGAGCACGGGGGUCUCUGUGGACUCACUCCCGGGCUGCUCGCCGGGUUUGACAGUUCCCAUGGCACCGCCUCUGGCCCCGAUCUCUUCACCUGGACCAAACCCGGCCAAGCUCCAGGGCAGGAAAGCUGAGUGUGUGAGCUUCGCGGACGUGGCCGUGUACUUCUCCCCGGAAGAAUGGGAGUCUCUGCGGCCCGCGCAGAGGUCCUUGUACCGGGACGUGAUGCGCGAGACCUAUGGCCACCUGUGUGCGAUCGGGUUCCGAGGCACCAAGCCAGCCCUCAUCUCCUGGGUGGAAGAAGAGACCGAACUGCGGGUUUCAGAUGCCCGGGAUUCCGUGGCGGGAGAGUGCCUGAUAGAAGCACACGCAGCAGAUUCCAGCAACACGGAAGUGAAAAGACUUAAGGUCUUGGAGAUCCUUUCUGUGGAUGAUCCAUCUACUGGCGUAAAGACUGUCAAAGGUCCUUCUGCCUGCCUCCCCAAUGGCUUAGAUCGGCCUUCCAAGAAACCUUGCCGGGGUCGCCCCCGACUCUGUGCCCAUCUCCCGGUCCCCCGGGCAGACCAGCGUCAUGGCUGCUACCUGUGUGGAAAGAGUUUUGCCUGGCAGUCCACCCUGACACGCCACCUGUAUACCCACACCGGGGAAAAGCCUUUCUGUUGUUCUGUCUGCGGCAAGGGCUUCAGCCAGGUCUCUUCCCUGAGCAAGCACCGAGCCUUCCACCUUGGGGAGCGUCCCCACCGCUGCCCUGACUGUGGACGGACCUUCACCCAGCGCUGUAACCUCACUACCCACCUCCGGGUUCACACUGGUGAGAAACCCUACCGCUGUGCAGACUGUGGCCGCUGCUUCAGCCAGAGCUCCGCCCUUUGCCAGCACCAGCGGGUUCACAGCGGCGAGACCCCCUACAACUGCCUGGACUGCGGGCGUGCCUUUGCCCAUGCCUCAGACCUGCGGCGUCACAUGCGCACACAUACGGGCGAGAAGCCCUAUCCGUGCCCAGACUGUGGGCGCUGCUUCCGACAGCGCUCUGAGUUGGUAGUCCACCGGCGUACCCACAGCGGGGAGCGCCCUUAUCCUUGCCCUCAGUGUGGCAGGUGCUUUAGCCAGAAGUCGGCUGUGACCAAGCACCUAUGGGUCCACAGGCCUGAUGCUGGGAUGCGCAGGCGCCGGGUUGCCAGUGGGUUGCUUGUGCCUCUGGUCUCUGGCCCAGGGGACCUGGACCCACCAGUGGGCUUUCAGCACUAUCCAGAUAUAUUCCAGGAGUGUGGGUGAUGGCCUCAAGGGUGAUAACGCAAAACACAAAGCUUUUCAUGUUGCCAGAGGUCCAGCCUGGGCUGGAGCCUAGUCCUCCACAGCACUUCUGGGGAGGUCUCAGCUGGACUCAGGCGAUGAGGCGUCGGCUUGACCUAGUGACGCUUGGCUCUCCAGGCUCCCAGGUCAGAAGCCCCCUUUGCUAAGUUUGAGCUGUGACCCCCCGCUGUCGGGGAGAGAAAGCUGCUUCUCAGCUUACACAUGUUGAGGAUUUAGGUCGCCAGCAGUGUUUUCUAGCGUUUUUUACUGCAGAAGUUACAGAAGGCCUGGUACUCAGUCUGGCCUGUGGCUUUCUCUUUGUCCUAUCCAACAACGACAUCAACAACAAUAAUAACUACAACAAUAAAACAA